Molecule: messenger RNA, 2629 nt
Organism: Malus domestica (apple)
Lineage: Eukaryota; Viridiplantae; Streptophyta; Magnoliopsida; Rosales; Rosaceae
Product: auxin response factor 18-like
Biological process (GO): response to hormone; regulation of DNA-templated transcription
Cellular component (GO): nucleus
Molecular function (GO): protein binding; DNA binding
Source: RefSeq, marked provisional
CUUUGAAUUUACUGAAUUAAGAAAAAUAAAAGAAAUGGAUUUGAACUUUGAAGUCCAGGUUUUGUUGUUGGGAAAAUUUGAUUUUGUGAAGAUUUUCUAGAGCAAACGUGGCAAGAAAGAAGCUUUCUUUUUCGGCUUUUCGGUUUCGAAUUCAUGCCUUCUUUAUAAGCAUUUACUGAGAGCAGGAAGAGAAGGGUUUUAUUUUGCAAAUUUUGCUUAUUUUAGUUGAAGAAACUGAUAUGAUUACGUUUAUGGAUUCAAAAGAGAAACUCAAGGAGGGGGAUAGGUGCUUAGAUCCUCAGCUAUGGCAUGCCUGCGCUGGCGGCAUGGUUCAAAUGCCUCCGGUGAAUGCCAAGGUCUUCUACUUCCCUCAGGGCCAUGCUGAGCAUGCCUGUGGACCUGUUGAUUUCAGGAACUGCCCAAGAGUUCCUGCUCAUAUACUUUGCCGGGUCGCCGCCAUUAAGUUCAUGGCUGAUCCUGGGACUGAUGAGGUUUAUGCAAAAAUUAGGUUGGUUCCUUUGAAUGGGGCCGAGGCAGGUUACGAGGAUGAUGGAAUUGGAGGGCUUAAUGGGACUGAAACGCCGGAUAAACCUGCCUCUUUUGCAAAGACGUUGACACAAUCCGAUGCAAACAAUGGCGGUGGGUUCUCUGUUCCGAGAUAUUGUGCAGAAACCAUCUUUCCGCGAUUGGAUUACUCUGCCGAUCCCCCUGUUCAGACAAUCCUUGCUAAGGAUGUCCAUGGGGAAACAUGGAAGUUCAGGCACAUUUACAGAGGGACCCCUAGGCGGCAUCUAUUGACCACAGGGUGGAGUACCUUUGUGAACCACAAGAAGCUUGUUUCUGGGGACUCAAUUGUGUUUUUGAGGGCAGAGAAUGGUGAUCUCUGUGUUGGAAUUCGUCGCGCAAAGAGGGGAAUUGGAGGUGGAUCAGAGUCAUCUUCAGGGUGGAAUCCAAUGGGUGGGAAUUGUACUGUGCCAUAUGGUGGAUUCUCGGCGUUUUUGAGGGAGGAUGAGAACAAACUAAUGAAAAAUGGCCAUGGUAAUGGCUCUAAUUCGAAUGGAAGUCUAAUGGGUAAGGGGAAAGUCGGGCCUGAAUCGGUUUUUGAAGCUGCAACACUUGCUGCAAACGGACAGCCCUUUGAGGUUGUUUACUACCCUCGAGCAAGUACCCCAGAAUUCUGUGUGAAGGCUUCGUUGGUGAAAGCAGCAUUGCAGAUCCGGUGGUGUCCUGGAAUGAGAUUCAAGAUGGCCUUUGAAACUGAGGAUUCUUCCCGGAUAAGUUGGUUCAUGGGAACUAUAUCCUCUGUUCAGGUUGCUGAGCCUUUGCGCUGGCCCGAGUCACCGUGGAGGCUUCUCCAGGUUACCUGGGAUGAACCCGAUUUACUUCAAAAUGUGAAACGCGUUAGCCCAUGGUUGGUAGAAUUGGUAUCCAACAUGCCCGCGAUCCAUCUGACACCCUUCUCACCCCCAAGAAAGAAGAUGAGGCUACCACAACACCCAGAUUUCCCCUUCGAAGGCCAACUUCCAAUGCCGACGUUUUCCGGCAACCUCCUUGGACCCAGCAGCCCCUUUGGUUGUCUGCCCGACAAAACUCCUGCUGGCAUGCAGGGAGCCAGGCAUGCUCAUUACGGUCUAUCCUUAUCAGAUAUGCACCUCAAUAAACUGCACACAGGUCUAUUUCCGGCUGGUUUCCCGCCACUUGAUCAUGCUGCUGCACCCUCUAAAUUCUCCAAUAACACUAUGAUUCAAAAGCCUACCAUGAGCGAGAAUCUUUCUUGCUUAUUGACUAUGUCACAUUCUACCCAGACGUCAAAGAAACCCGAUGAUGUAAAGCCACCGCAGCUCAUACUCUUUGGUCAGCCAAUACUUACCGAGCAGCAGAUCUCUCUGAGCAGCUCUGGCGAUACAGUCUCACCAGUUCUUACUGGAAAUAGUUCGUCAGAUGGGAAUGCAGAUAAAAUGGCAAAUCAUUCUGACAAUUCUGGAUCUGCACUUCAACAAAGCAUACAAGAGCGCUCAUCUUGUGAGGGUUUCCAAUGGUAUAAGGAUAAUCGACAUGAAACCGAACCACAUCUGGAAACUGGUCACUGUAAAGUCUUCAUGGAAUCAGAAGAUGUAGGUCGUACUCUUGACCUUUCACUUCUUGGGUCCUAUGAUGAGUUGUACAGAAAACUGGCAGAUAUGUUUGGCAUAGACAAUUCGGAGACACUGAACCAUGUGCUCUAUCGAGAUGGUACUGGUGCAGUUAAACACGUUGGAGAUGAACCUUUCAGUUGCAGUGAUUUCAUGAAAACGGCAAGGAGAUUGACGAUUCUAAUGGAUUUAGGCAGCAACAAUGUAGGAAUGUAAAGAAAGAAGUAAGCCUCGAUUCAAUUGUACAGCUCCCCAUGCUGACCCUUUACCCUUCGUGAAGUUGUCGGAGAAGCUACUCCGAUUCAAUUUUUGAGCCUCCAAUCUAAGUCCUCCCGCUUUCUUAACGUAUCUUCGUUUUGUUGGUUGUCUUUUGUUCAUUGAGGUUUCUUCCUUUCUUUUUGCAUCCAAAUCCUAUUUGUACGAUUUGGUAUAUGUACAUCGGAUUCUCUUAUUGUCCUAGUACUCAAAUGUCAUUACCAAUUAGACAGUUUCUACAA